Passer montanus (Eurasian tree sparrow) is the source of this 3279-nucleotide messenger RNA. It is a transcript of the gene ST8SIA2, whose product is annotated as ST8 alpha-N-acetyl-neuraminide alpha-2,8-sialyltransferase 2. Gene Ontology annotation, biological process: oligosaccharide metabolic process; N-glycan processing. The transcript is spliced from 6 exons. Bases 66 to 1193 code for a protein of 375 amino acids. Lineage: Eukaryota; Metazoa; Chordata; Aves; Passeriformes; Passeridae. Gene Ontology annotation, molecular function: alpha-N-acetylneuraminate alpha-2,8-sialyltransferase activity. The record is from RefSeq and is a predicted model, not a curated record.
CGGCGCCGGGCUCCGCACCCCGCGGAGCGGCGCGGAGCGGCCCAGCCCGGCCCAGCCCCGGAGCCAUGCCGCUGCCGUGCCGGGGCUGGACGCUGGCGCUGCUCACGCUGCUCGUCGGUUUCCUCAUCUUCGCCGAUAUCUCGGAGAUCGAGGAGGAGAGCGGGAGUUCUGGAGGCAGAGGUACAAUCAGAUCAGCUGUGAACAGCUUACAUAGCAAAUCUAAUAGAGCUGAAGUAGUAAUAAAUGACUCCUCAUCUCCAGCUGCUGUUGACAGAAGUAAUGAAAGCAUUAAGCACAACAUUAAACCAGCCUCAUCCAAAUGGAGACACAACCAGACACUCUCUUUGAAGAUCAGAAAACAGAUCUUGAAGUUCCUGGAUGCAGAGAAGGACAUCUCGGUGCUGAAGGGGACGCUGAAGCCGGGGGACAUCAUCCACUACGUCUUUGACAGGGACAGCACCAUGAACGUGUCCCAGAACCUGUACGAGCUGCUGCCCCGCACCUCUCCCCUCAAGGGCAAGCAGUUCCCCAGCUGUGCCAUCGUGGGCAACUCGGGGGUGCUGCUCAGCAGUGGCUGUGGCCCCGAGAUCGACGCCCACAGCUUCGUCAUAAGGUGCAACCUGGCCCCCGUGCAGGAGUACUCUCAGGACGUGGGCAUGAAGACAGACCUGGUGACCAUGAACCCCUCGGUGAUCCAGCGCGCCUUCGAGGACCUGGUGAACGAGACCUGGAGGGAGAAGCUGCUGCAGCGCCUGCACAGCCUCAACGGCAGCAUCCUCUGGAUCCCAGCCUUCAUGGCCAAGGGGGGCAAGGAGCGAGUGGAGUGGGUGAACGAGCUCAUCCUGAAGCACCACAUCAACGUCAGGACUGCCUACCCCUCGCUGCGCCUGCUGCACGCUGUCCGAGGGUACUGGCUGACCAACAAGGUGCACAUCAAGCGACCCACCACCGGCCUCCUCAUGUACACCCUGGCCACCCGCUUCUGCAACCAGAUCUAUCUCUACGGCUUCUGGCCCUUUCCCCUGGACCAGAACCAGAACCCUGUCAAGUACCACUACUACGACAGCCUCAAGUACGGCUACACCUCGCAGGCCAGCCCGCACACCAUGCCCUUGGAGUUCAAAGCCUUAAAGACGCUGCACCAGCAAGGAGCCUUGAAGCUGACUGUGGGGGAGUGCGACGGGGCCACGUAGGGUGGUCCCCGGGCACGUUCCUGCACAGCCACGGGAGGAAGGGGAGGGGGCAGAAAGGGCGAGCGCUGCCUGGCGGGGUUGGUCGUUCUUCGUUCGCGCGCAGGACAGCGACACAAAUAUAUCUACGUGGUACCUAUAUAUAUUGACCUGAGUGUUAUAACUGUUCGGUGUUCACCAAGGGACGGGGCAGGAGGGACGCGGGAGCGCCUCACAGGGCUGGCCUGGGCAAGACCCCCUUGCCGUGGGGCUUGCUGGACUCGCAGGGUGUGUGCCUCGCGUGGGAAGGGCGCGAGGGUGGCCUUGGUUUCUGAGGGUGUGUUAGGUGAUGGGUAAACGUGAGCCGUUUGUCGUGACUGGUCCGAGGGUGGUAGUUAGUUUGUUCGGCCGAGGCGCGUCCUUGGCCCCGUGCUCGUGGCGGGGAGGGGAAGGGGCAGGGAGCGGGGUGGGCAGGGAAGGUUUGUUGGUGGCUCUCACAGCCCAGGGCCCCGCGGCACCGAGCGGGACCCGGCUCCUGCUCCGCAGGGACCAGAUCCUUCCAAACACAGAGUGAGCACAGGGGAAGCAGCUGGGUCUGCAGGAGGUGGCAGGGAGCAGAGCUGAGCUGAUCCCAGUGACACACAUGUGAGGGCCAUGGGGAUGGUGAGGAUGUGUUUCUCUUCCUUUUCUGAGGAGCAGAGAUGCUGGAAUGUCACAGGAAGGGGCUUUGCUGCCACAAAGCAGCACCAUUAGUAUUGAGCAGUCUCACUGUGUCACAAGGACACCCAGCAUCUGUCAGGGCUCGUGAGAACCAUAAGUAUAUCCAGCUCUAAUUCCUCAAAUUCCCAACUGUUCCCUGCUAAGCAGCCUGCCUUCUUUCCUCCUCCAAAAUCUGCUGAAAUAUGUAGGAUAGGCCUAGACCCAGCCAAGCAGAAAGAGCACAGGACUUCAAGGGACUUUUUCAAGUCUAAAUAAUUUAUUUUCAGUUUCUCCCCAAAGAACCAGCACACAGUGCUGAAUUCCUGGAGUCCCACUCUGUCAGUCCUUUCAAGCCCUAAUUAUCUCUCACUCCCAACAGUUAAAUAGGAUGUCAGAUGGAUCUUGAUGGGAUGCUUGCCUAGUGAUGAACAUCAUAGAAAUAAUCUUUUCCUUUUUUUUUUUUUCCCUGCCAGACAGAACCCAAAACAUAAAGAAUUUUUUAUAACUACAUUUGCUUUUCUCUGAUUUUCGGGGGUUUUGAAGGAAGCAACUAGAUUGAUCUGAUGAUUCUGUUUCAUUUUCUGCCUCUGUGGCCUAUUCUGUUUGUCUCCUAAUUAGCACUCAGUGCCAGAAUGCAGGUGAGUCCAGGGUUCAGUGAGGGCUGUUUGGGUUUAAUUUGUGGGAGAGUAAAUAACACUGCACAGGCAGACCUCAGGCACGCACUUCACUGCUGCCGUGGCUGGGUAUCAUCACCUUUGGGCCUCCUCCUGCUGCUGUGUUUUUUAAGUUAAAAAGUGUACAGUUUGGGGCUGAAAUACUUGACAUUGUCUCUUUAAAAGCUGAGUGCUUCAAGUGGUAAAAAGAAGAGCUCACUUUCAUGUUUUGGUCCGUAGAAGCUACUGUACCCAUAGGAGCCUCCAGCCUGCUAAUUAGUGUCAGAUGAAGAUGGCUAAGAUUAAGGUAUAAGCAACAUUAUAGUGGAUAAAUGUGGGCUAAUCUGCCACUGAGGGGAUGUUUCUUUCCAGCACCAGAAAAUCAUUUCUUUCAUGUCUUUUUUUUUUUUUUUUUAAACCCGGUGCCUUUUUUUUUUUUCCUGCAUAUUAUUUUUACUUUACUUUAGUUCCACAAUAAAGCUAAGCCUGGCUGUGAACCUCAGCUUAAGCUGAGACAGAAAGAGACAGAGAGAGAAACUGGAGGAUGGAAGUAAUCUGCGAUCCCAGGGAGCUUUCCCCGAAUUCAGGAGUGGUUCUUAAAGCCAGAUAAUUCCCAGGUUUGUCCCCAUCACAGGGGGAGGGACAGAGCAGGACUGGAGCUGCAGGGACUGCUGAAGCCAACUGUUGUAUUGAGGGGCCUGGGCCAUGGUACUGAUUGCUGUUAGCAAACCUUCUUUUUAAAUAAAAGUAGAGGAAAU